This is a messenger RNA of Eucalyptus grandis, 1131 nucleotides long. RefSeq names its product TMV resistance protein N-like. Bases 1 to 1131 code for a protein of 376 amino acids. Gene Ontology annotation, biological process: defense response; signal transduction. The transcript has 2 exons. NCBI's taxonomy places the organism in Eukaryota, Viridiplantae, Streptophyta, Magnoliopsida, Myrtales, Myrtaceae. The record is from RefSeq and is a predicted model, not a curated record. Gene Ontology annotation, molecular function: ADP binding.
AUGGCAGCAACUGGAGGUUCCGGCGUGUCGGCGACCCAAUACGACGUGUUCCUGAGCUUCAGAGGGCCUGACACUCGUGACAACUUCACCGACUGCCUCUACCAGACCAUGGUUGGCCAGGGGAUCAUCGCCUACAGAGACAGCGAAGAGCUUCAGGCUGGUGAUCGGAUCGAUGAUCUCCUGAGAGCAGUCGGCGAAUCCAAGAUCUGCGUACCAGUUCUCUCCAGAGGCUACGCUUCAAGCGCUUGCUGCCUCCGUGAGCUCGCUCAUGUGAUGGAGCUCAACGAAUCGACCGGGAAACCGUUGGUCCUACCCAUCUUCUUUGAUGUCACGCCCUUGGACGUCAAGCUCAGGACGGAAGUGUACGUGGAGGACUUGGAGAAGCACGAGCGGAGGCACGGCAGCGAGAUCAGGCAACGGUGGGAGGCGGCUCUGAGAAAAGUGGCUGAGAUCAAGGGAUGGGAAGUCCAAGGGAAACCGCACAAUGAAGUUAUUGAACUCGUUAUGAAACAGGUUCUACAUAAGCUUAAAGUAAAACUAAGACCACUAGACAGCAAAUUGGUUGGGGUACACGAACAAGUAGAAGCCAUAAUGGAGUUGUUAAAUGUUGACUCUGGCCCUGGUGUGCGUUUCAUUGGAAUCUAUGGAAUGGGGGGUAUCGGUAAAACUGCUCUUGCUAAGAUUGUUUUCAAUGAAUUAUGUCUUCAUUUUGAUGGUCGAUGGAGCUUCAUUGGGGACAUUAGAGAAUCAUCAAACAAAAAUGGCCUAGUAGAUCUGCAGAAACAGUUGGAAUCCGACAUCUUUGAUUCUAGAUUUAUGGAAAAACUUACCAACACUGAUGAAUGGAUAUAUAGCAUAAGAAGAAGAGCUAGUUCUAAGAAAGUUCUCAUUGUUCUAGAUGAUUUAGACAAGAAAGAACAACUUAAGAAACUAGUGGGGGGGCCUGACACUUUUGGUCUUGGGAGUAGGAUUAUCAUUACAACAAGGGAUAAACAGAUUCUGGAAGAAGAGGAGGGAAUCUUGGCUUAUGAAGUAAAGCAAAUGGAUCAUGAUAGAGCACUGGAGCUUUUCAGCUUGCAUGCCUUUAACAAUGUCACUACUCCUGAGAAUCAUCAAACAGAAAUGGCCUAG